Messenger RNA from Monosiga brevicollis MX1, 2523 nucleotides. RefSeq lists its product as uncharacterized. The transcript has 10 exons. NCBI's taxonomy places the organism in Eukaryota, Choanoflagellata, Craspedida, Salpingoecidae. Bases 1 to 2523 code for a protein of 840 amino acids. The record is from RefSeq and is a predicted model, not a curated record.
AUGACUGCUCGUCUCCAUGGCCGUCGCCAUCUCGCCUCGUGUGUGUGUGUGUGUGUGUGUGUGUGUGUGUGCGUGCGAGUACCGCUCCCGGCCUCGCUCUCUUGUCUCUCGAGCGCAGCGCGUGUGACUGACUGUCUGCUCUCUCUCUCUCUCUCUCUCUCUGACUCUCUCUGUGACUCUCUCUUCUGUGUGCGUCUGUGUGUGUGUGUGUGUGUGUGUGUGUGUGUGUGUGUGUGUGUGUGUGUGUGUGUGUGUGUGUGUGUGUGUGUGUGUGUGUGUGUGUGUGUGUGUGUGUGUGUGUGUGUCUCUCUCUCUGUCUCUGUCUCUCUGUCUCUGUCUCUCUCUAUGUCUCUCUCUCUGUCUCUGUCUCUCUCUCCCUCCCUGUGGCACGGAAGGACACGGAGCAAGAUGGCAGCCUCCAGUCUGAGUAGCAUGGUAUCAAGCUUUUGGAGCAAUACUUUUGGCACACACAAUCCUUCUGCUGGAGCCAAGCAGAAGCCAGCUGCCGCCCCAUCAGUUGUUGCCACAAACGAGAACAUCCCGACCAGUCAGGCUGGAAAUGUUCACACGGGGCCAACAACCUAUGAUCGGACGCAGUUUAAGGGUCUCGUCUUCUGGGAGCAGCUACAGGCACGCAUGCUGCAACGCAAGCGCGCCAACACCUCCGUAGAUCGGUGCCGCAAGGCCUACCUCACGGGUAAGGACAUCAUCUCCACCUGCUUAACCCUGUGCCAUGAGCAAGAGGAAGCCCGGUUCCGCGACGCCACACGCGAGGGCGCGCUCAAGAUCUGCACCAAGCUUCUGGCCGACGGCUUCUUUGUCAGCGCAAAAUCCAGUGUGAAAGCGCUGCGCGAUAGCGGGAACCGAUAUUAUUUCGGGGAGCGUGCCGUUGGCAUGGUGCGUGACGCCCUGGCGUCGAAACAGACCUCAAAUCAGCCUGACGCUGAGGAUGGUCCCACCGCUAGCAGACUGCUCUCUCGGCACCGGCGGCGCGGAAAGCGUCAUGCUGCCGAGGCUGACUUGGUCCAGGACGCUCGCGAGGAGAACGCCACACUUCCAGAGGCGCCCAGCAGCGUCGCUAAACACAGCAAGGUCUCCAGCGCUGACGUUGCACCGGCCAGCGUGAAGGCUGUCCAGCCGUGUCAAGACGAGCCCAUGACACCAGCCCCCGUCGCUGAAUUUGGGGAUGAAGACCAGGUCCCGAGCACCUGGUCCAAGCUUCUCCCAGCAUUUAACAUCUCCCUCGGGCUGCCCAGCUUGCCCAAGGCCUUUGACUUUUCUGCUAGCAAAUCAGUUGCCGCAACCCCGAGAAGCGGUGCUAAUGCAUCGGAGACUGGUCCCACACCACUGUUCUCAGGAACAAGGCCCCGCCUCAAUUUGAAUCACUCUCCUAUUCCUGCAUUUGGACAAGGUUUGGACGUGCCGAUGGCCGGUCCUCUAAGUGCUGCCGGACCGGUCACCACCCCAUCGGUCGUGGCUUGCGCUGCUUCCUCGCAUCGAUCAGACGCCCGCAGCACCGGUCGACGCCAUUCAGAGGCCACCCAGCGUCGCCGUCGCACUCGCACUCUUGCCAACCGUGCCUCGUUGGCUCCGCGAGCCGUGCGUCCACCACCAGCUCAACUCAUUCCCGAGCCCGUCGCGUGUGCACUUGGCGCAGGCACCAGUCAGAAGAUGGACGACCAAGCGGCUCGCAACAAGCGCAAGUUACAGCUUUAUAACUACAUUACCAAGGAUCGUGCACUGCAAGCCAUCAUGCACGAGACCAGCGUCAGCUUGGAGGAGAUUCAAGCCGUGGGCCGUCAGCUCCAAUGCUCGGGGCUUCGUGCCCGGUCACUGCGCAAUACCUCCUUUGGUCAAGCACUCGCUGGCCCAGGAGUGGAACAGAUCCACACUUGGGUGCCUCGGCUGAUGCGCCAUAUCUCCGAUUUCAUGACAGGAGCAUACCCGACUGCUAGCAUUUCCUUGGCUGCCUCCACAACAAAGUUGUGCGUCAUCAAUGGGAUGGCAGAUGCGCUUUCGUGUGUCAGCAUGGCGCUAAGUCGGUUUCCACGUGCCAUCCUGCCCGACGGCGUGUUGGACGUGUGGUACCAUAUCGGCCUUCAUCUGGACCAGGGGGACAAACAACUCUUGGUUAUGGAGGCAUUGGCGAUUCUGGACUCGCCAUCUCGGCAGCUGCUAUGCGACCUACUCCGCCACCUCAGCGUUUGGGUCGAGUAUGGACGCAUCAAGCCAUUUGACCAACUAGAUUCAGCCACCAUGCACAUGGUGCCACUUCUGGCUCAGCGGCACUUUGAAUCGGCGCGGCAGCAACAGAUUGUGGCUUCCAUUCUCAUCACAGCUGUUCACUUGCAAGCCUGGAAGGAUGUCGAUCAAUACUGCAACAAACCAUCGACUCGCGUGUUGGACUUUGUGGCUCAGCAGUCUUUUCCAGCCCUGUGCCCGUUUCAGCCCACUGUCAAUGAUGCGACUCACCACUUCCUGCUUCAGCUCACUGGGAUUGCCGUGUCUGUCUUCACCUGCUGA